AUGGCCGAUGAGAUCCUCAACUUGCUUUUCGUCGCCUUGGAUGCAACUGCAUUUCCACUGGAAGCACGCGAGAGGGCGUGUCUGCUGCUGUGCUAUCUCGCCAAUUUCUCAGAGAAGGUGUCAACUGCGAUCUCCCGUGGUGGAUCGCCACUUUGGCAGUCGAUGCUGACCACCCUUAAGGACCACGGAGAGUGGGUGUGGAAGCAUGUUGAAGCACCUGCGUUCAAGCAUGUAUGGAUGUUAUGCUUCUUGCAAUAA
This is a messenger RNA of Symbiodinium sp. CCMP2592, 258 nucleotides long. NCBI's taxonomy places the organism in Eukaryota, Dinophyceae, Suessiales, Symbiodiniaceae. The record is from the annotation of a GenBank genome assembly.